AGAGCAUCGAAUUCUCAAGCGCCUGCUUGCGUGUCUUUACAAAAGUCUUGUGGAAGGUUGCUCUCUCGGCUCGGAGUUGCGCUCACUGCAACAUUCCUUAGCAGAGGAGUUCAGUAUAAAAGAGCACAGCCUGUCGAAGGAGUCAUGCAUUCCACCGCAAGCACUCAGCAGUAAAAGUCACACUGGAUUUUAGUACUUCACACACACACACACACACACACACUAAGACAUCACAAUGUCCAUACAAGUAUCGGAAAUGUCCAAGACCUACCAAUAUCGCAAAGUGAUGAAGCCAAUGUUGGAGCGUAAACGGCGCGCACGCAUCAACAAGUGCCUGGACGAGUUGAAAGAUUUAAUGGUCGUCACAUUGGAGUCGGAGGGUGAACAUGUCACGAGAUUGGAGAAAGCCGAUAUUCUCGAGUUGACCGUUGCCCAUUUGCAAAAGUUGAAGCAGCAACGCAAAGCGGCCGCCUCAAAGGGUGGCGCUAUGUCAAAAGCUGAGGGUUUCCGUUCCGGUUACAUUCAUGCAGUCAACGAGGUGUCCCGUUCGCUCUCGCAAUUGCCCGGCGUUAAUGUUAAUCUUGGCACACAGCUGAUGACACAUCUCGGCCAGCGCUUAAAUCAAUUGCAGCCUGCCGUACAUGCACCCACACCCAUUACCGCACCGCUUUCGGUACACAUUGCUCAAACAGCGGGAGGACGCGGCGCGCAUUAUUCGGUACCCAUUUCACCCAUCUCCAGCUACAAUGGUAGUCCGAAUUCGAGCGUCAGUAGCGAAAAACAUGGCCAAAGUCAAAAUCUACUCACCACCUACAGCGGUCACUCGCCCAUUGAUGCCACUACGGGCAGUCAUGCAGCUCGGGCCGAGGAGGAAGAUGUCUGGCGACCAUGGUAGUGUGGUGCGCAGGCGUCAAGUCGUUAAAUCGGCAAACGUCCCAGUACAAAACUUAAAUGUUAAUUGCUCAGUGAUAAAGUCUUCCAGACGUGCAGGCAACGCCUGCCGUCAACCAAUCCAUGCAACUUAAAACGAGUGACACGCCAACACGCGCCAUGUCGCCCACCAAACAUAAAGCUUUAAAGUAGAGGAGAGGCAUUUGCAAGUAGCCACGCUUCCAGCGCCAGCUGCCGGCAGUUGUAUCGUCGAUGUGAUUUCGCACAAUUGUUAAAUAUUGUCAUUAAGUUUAUUGAAUUGUAUUAGUUGAAUUAGAGAGAAUUUUUAAAAAAUUUUGCAUAAGUAUACUUUUAAAAGAAA
Messenger RNA from Rhagoletis zephyria (snowberry fruit fly), 1252 nucleotides. RefSeq names its product Enhancer of split mgamma, helix-loop-helix (gene E(spl)mgamma-HLH). Lineage: Eukaryota; Metazoa; Arthropoda; Insecta; Diptera; Tephritidae. The record is from RefSeq and is a predicted model, not a curated record. Gene Ontology annotation, biological process: regulation of DNA-templated transcription. Gene Ontology annotation, molecular function: DNA binding; protein dimerization activity.